ACCUUGUUUCGCACGGCCAACGUUGCGUAUGAGUGUUGCUUAGAUGACUUUGUUGAUUUGCUUGUUGCUUUCAUUAUCAAUGUCAAUGCGCCCCAAUGAGCUCUAUAGAGGUUCAGUGUAUCUGUGGGAUACUUUGGCUCUCAAUCUCAAUCUCUCUCUAUCGCUGAUUGCUUUUGUUUCACCCUGAGUUAAUGGGGCAUUUCGCAAACAGAAAGGAAUAAGAAUAAGAGCAAAUAAUGAAGAGUCCCAUCUGUAGGUCAUGAGCAAAUUCCACUUUGUUGCAAAUUGAUUUCCUUCUGCGCUAUUUAUUUACUUUCGUGUUGAUGUCGCCACUUCUAGCCACCUCUCUGUGCAUUUUAUGCUCUCAGCCUUAUCAUUGUUUGUAUUUUGUAUAUUUUUAUAUUUUUGCAUCGAAGAAAAUUGUAUUCAUUUUGCUUGAGCAAUCGAAUUUGUGUUUUGCAGUUCGAGUGGCGCGGGUCUUGUUUUGUUUUUAUUUUUAGCGCGAAAUUACGAAAUUUUCUCAGCCAUUUCUGAUUGUUUUAUUAAUUUAUUGAAAAUGCGUCUAAGCCGCUUUCGAUGUUUGCCAGGCGUUUUCAGCGGCUGUAGGAUGAGCAAUGCGGGAAUCGACGGCGGAGGAGGAGGAGGCGGCGGAGGAUCGGGAUCAGUAUCCGGAUCAGCGGUGCCGCCCACAACGCCACCACCCACUGGCCAUGGAUCCACUCGUCGCCUGAGCCACCUGACGGGCAGUAGCCGUUCGGGAGGAGCCGCCGCCAUGGGCAAUGUGGUGGGCUGGCUGAAGCAGGCAUCCAUCGAGGUGCGAGACGCCGGCACAAGGACGUUGUCGAUGCUGCAGAGCAGCAAUCCCAACUUUCGAUCCUUGGACCUUUCACUGGGCACGCCCACACCCACGACGCCCACCUCUAGCGAAAUCCCAGUUGCUCCGGCCAGUGCCACCGCCUCGCUCAGUGGAUCCACAUUGCAGUUCGGACCGGACGAACCCGACGAAGGAUCCGCCGCCGGAGGAAGCCAGUCGCUGACGCCGCUGGAUGCCAGGGAACUCCUGACGAGACCCACACGCGCCUACGCUUCCGUCAGCCAGCCCCAAAGCCCCAGGCAUCGGGGAUCGGGCUCGGGAUCCGUUUCCGGCUCGCGAAUAAUCACACACGGCCUGACCGGCCGCUCCACAUCGAUAUCCUCGCAGCUGGAGAAGACCAAGAAGCUGCUGAAAAUGACCGAGGGCGAGGACAAGCCGCUGAUCAUUCUGCACUACAACGAUGUCUACAAUAUCGAGUCCAUGGCGGAAACGGAACCAGUGGGCGGGGCAGCCAGAUUUGCCACGGCCAUCAAGAGUUUUGCCCAUCUUAAUCCCCUGGUGCUCUUCAGUGGAGACGCCUUCUCGCCCAGCAUGUUGAGCACCUUCACCCAGGGCGAACAGAUGAUUCCUGUGCUCAACUCCGUGGGAACCCACUGUGCGGUCUUUGGAAAUCACGAUUUUGAUCACGGUUUGGAUGUGCUGGUGAAGCUGAUCAAGCAGACGGACUUCCCUUGGCUCAUGUCAAAUGUGGUGGACAACGAAACCGGUCGUCCCUUGGGCGGCGGAAAGAUCUCGCACUUUAUACUGCACAACCAGAUAUCGAUUGGAUUGAUUGGUCUGGUGGAGCGUGAGUGGUUGGAGACCCUGCCGACCAUCGAUCCCAAUGAGGUGACCUACAUCGACUACGUGGAGGCGGGCAACAAGCUGGCCCGCGAGCUGAGAAACGAGGGCUGUGACCUCAUCAUCGCCCUCACCCACAUGCGCACCCCCAACGAUAUUAACCUGGCCGAGAAGUGCAACGGAAUCGAUAUUAUCCUCGGUGGCCACGAUCACGUUCGCGAGGUCACCGAAAUCAACGGCAAGAUGAUCGUCAAGUCGGGCACGGACUUCCAGCAGUUCUCGGUGAUUACCAUCGAGCGGGAUGCCGCCAAUCGGGACCACUUCACCACGGACGUCAAAUGCUUCGAUGUGACGGCCAAAAUUCCGGAGGAUCCGGAACUGAAGCAGGAGCUCUCCAAAUAUGCCAAGUUCAUCGAGAGCAAGCUGUCGGAUGUGAUGGGCGUGUUCAGCGUUGAGUUAGACGGCCGCUUUUCCCGAGUCCGAACCCAGGAGACGAAUCUGGGCAACUGGGUGUGCGACGUGGUGCUGGCCGCCGUCGGUGCCGAUGUGGUCAUCCUGAAUGGAGGCACUUUCCGCUCCGAUCGCGUGCAUCCGGUGGGUGCCUUCACCAUGGGCGAUCUGGUUAAUGUUAUACCCAUGCGGGAUCCACUGAUCCUGCUCGAGGUCAAGGGUCAGGUGCUGUGGAAAGCACUGGAGAACGGUGUGUCGGCCUAUCCAAAGCUGGAGGGCCGAUUUCCCCAGGUGUCAGGGAUCAGCUUUGCCUUCGAUCCGCAGGCGGAGCCCGGCAAGCGCAUCGAUCCGCAGCUUAUCCAGGUGGGCGAUGAGUACCUUAACCUGGAGCAGACAUACAAGCUGUGCGUCAAGAGCUACAUCUUCAUGGGCUGCGAUGGCUAUACGAUGUUCAAGGACGCCACUGUGCUGAUGGAUGACGAUGCCUGUCCAGAAUUGGGGAUUACACUGCAGAACCACUUCAAGGCCAUCAAUUCCCGUAAGUGUGGGCAAAACACAAAGCACCGACAGUCACUGGUGACACUUUCGCGGAGGCACAGUUUGGUCCAGUGUCUGGAUAGCAUGGAUCUCGAUGGACCAUCCCCCAUCCGCAAGUUGUCCGUGGGCCAUCACAACAAGUCGAUGGAUUUGACGCAUGGCAAUUCCCAGAAGAUGCUGCGACGGGCUUCCUUGGAUGACCUGGAGCAGUCCACCUGCGACUUGGCGCCCCAGUUGGAGCACCGCAUCGUUAUGAUACAAAACGAAGAGCAUCACCGACAGCUACUGUUCAAAAAGGAGACGCACAUCAUGAAUUCCACAAUCGCCGAGGCCGAGGACGAUUACAAAAAAAUUAGACAACUUGAUUUAAGGGCAGGUUCCGAUGCGGAGAGAAAUAUUUGAAUAGGGAUUAGGCAAAAGCAAAGCGAAGAUAUACCCGUUAGCUAGUUAGUUAGUUGGCAGAUCUGUGGGAUCGUGUCCUAUAUUUAUUACCGUUUAUUGUUACCGCUCCUCUGUUUUCUUCGGCUAAGUUUCGUUGUGAACGUUUUUAAGACUUCCCCAGAGAUGUAUGAACUUGAUAUUGAUAUUGUAUAUGAUGUAUGUGGAUGUAGUGAGUACGUGUACCUAAAGCUUACCGCUAGUUUAAUUUACCUUUAAUUAGAUAAACUGAUUUACACAACCAA
Molecule: messenger RNA, 3324 nt
Organism: Drosophila takahashii
Lineage: Eukaryota; Metazoa; Arthropoda; Insecta; Diptera; Drosophilidae
Source: RefSeq, a predicted model, not a curated record